ACAACCAUAGAAUAGUGAUAUAGGAUCCGUUGCAGAAAUUGAAAUGCAGUUGAUCGACAGGGGAGAGUAGCAGAGGAGACAAAAUGAGAGUGCUGAGGCGAGGGGUUUGGUCGGUGGGCAAAUCCUUGCAUUGGACCCGCGUACAUGAGGAUCAUGUGGGACUCACCUAUACACACUGAGGCCCCACUCAUCAGAAACUUCAAGUUACUUUCCUUUUAUUCUCCCCGUUACUUUCUCUGUUCUCGCACGUUCUCUUCUUCUUCUUCUUCCUCACCCUCGCCGCCGCGUGAUCCAUCUCGCCCCUCGACACCUUCGCGGCCGCGCGCGAUCCUUCGAGCUCGCGCUGCUCAAUCAAGCCUCAAAUCUCGGUCCGUAGGGGUCAUCCUUUUGCGUGUUGAAGCCAUGACGGGCUAUGUUCGUGUAAACAGGGCAAGCGUUUCCAGGUGAGACACCCUCGUCGCCACGAGAUCUUUCGUCGUCGAACAACUCGCGUCGAUUUUUGACCACGCAUGGGUCAAAUUCUGAUUAAUAGACGUAGCGUAUUUUGUCUAUUCAUCAAUUCUUGUUCUGGCCAGAGUGCGGAAUCAAGAUUCAACCGACACACAGAACUCGCUAGGGUCGUUCAGUCAUUCUUAUUAUGCCACUUAUGAUUAGUUGGUGCUCUUGCUUGGUCUUCUUCAUCCUACUUCAGGCAAGUCAAAUAGCCAGGGGCGUGGUUCGCAAUAUUACGACAUCGGAGCCCCUCUUCCCGAACCAAACUCUCGUCUCCCCUGGCCAAAUCUUCGAGCUUGGGUUCUUUACGCCGAAUGGCUCAGGAAAUCAGUAUGUUGGGAUAUGGUACAAGAACUUCACCCCUUCUAAAAUCGUGUGGGUGGCCAAUAGGGAAAUGCCGCUCGUGUACACGGAUCAGUCUGCAAAAUUAACCAUAGGCAGUGAUGGGAAUUUGAAGCUCGUGGAUGGACAACAGAAUAUAGUUUGGUCUACCAAUGCCUCUGGUCGGUCUGAUUAUACGUCAGCGGCGCUAUUAGAUAGUGGAAAUUUUGUACUGCAAGAUGCAAAUUAUAGUGAAAUAUGGGGAAGCUUCGACAAUCCGACAGACACUCUUCUUCCAAACAUGAAGGGGGUAGUAAAUGCCAGGACUGGGGAGAAACACUACUUAAUUUCCUGGAGAAGCGACAGUGAUCCGUCCCCCGGAAGUUUCUUGACUGGGAUGACAUCGGAGACGCCGCCUCAACCUUUCACUUGGAAUGGUUCAACCCCUUACUGGAGAGGCGGGCAAUGGGACAAAUUGAAAUUUAUCGGAAUACAAAACAUGGGCCAAUUGUACUUGAGUGUGAUCGAUAUCCGGCAAGAUAUUCAGCAGGGGACCACUUACUUCUCGUACGAUAAUUACAAGUACCCGUUCUUUGGAUACAUGUUUGUUUCGCCUGGAGGAUCUUUUAAGAUCGUGUAUUGGGAUGUUGGAGCAAAGGUGUGGUUGACAUACUGGGCGGGACCGAACAAUACUUGCGAGAUUUAUGGAACUUGUGGUCCAUUUGGAGUUUGUAACUCAAUAAAUUUUCCUAUUUGCAGAUGCUUAGAUGGGUUUGUGCCAAAGUCAAAUGAAGAAUGGAACAGUGAAAACUGGACUGGAGGAUGUGUAAGAGAGACAGAAUUGAAUUGCCAGAAAAACACAAGCACAUCGGCUUCAACAAUCGUAAAGAAUGAUGUCUUUUGGCAAAUGAGCCGGAUGAAACUACCUGACUCUGGGGACUAUUUAUCAGGCAUUCGAGAUCAAGAAGGAUGUUUAAGCUGGUGCCUGAGCAACUGUUCUUGCAUGGCUUAUUCUUAUGUCAGCACCAUCGGGUGUAUGGUUUGGACUAAAGAAGACCUCAUCGAUCUUGAGGAAUUUUCCACGGCUGGAGAAGAUCUAUUUGUUCGAGUUGCACAUGUAAAAGCAGGAGGACCGCCACAUAAAGCAGUUAUCAUCAGCCUGAGUACUGUUGCCGGGAUCAUGUUCUUUGCAGUAUUUGUUUUUGGUCUUUGCAAAUGGAGAGCCAAGAAAAUAGGAAACUUUCGAAAAAUUUUAAGGCUCCUUGACUCGGUAGAUAAACCUGAAAAGCCGGGCGAACAGCUUAAAGGAAAUGCAUGGAAAGAGCAGUUGAAGCAAGAUGAUGCACUGGAAUUGACCCUUUUCAGUUUUGAUAGCAUACUGCUUGCUACAAACAAGUUCAGCACGACAAGUAAGCUCGGGCAAGGAGGGUUUGGCUCUGUUUAUAAGGGAAAGAUGAAUGAUGGGAAAGAGGUAGCUGUGAAAAGACUUUCCAAUAGCUCGGCCCAAGGCAUUCAAGAAUUCAAGAAUGAGAUCGUCCUAAUAUCGAAACUCCAACAUCGAAAUCUUGUUAAACUCAUUGGUUGCUGCACUGAAGGAGAUGAAAAGAUUUUGGUGUACGAGUACUUGCCGAACAAAAGCUUGGACACCCUUCUUUUUGAUUCAAGAAAGAAGGCAGAACUCGACUGGGGCAAACGAUUCCAAAUUAUUGAGGGAAUUGCAAGGGGGCUUCUCUACCUCCAUCGAGAUUCUUGCCUUAGGGUCAUACACCGUGACUUAAAAGUGAGCAACAUUCUUUUGGAUGAAAAUAUGAACCCGAAAAUUUCAGAUUUUGGGCUGGCACGGAUGUUCGAGGGCACUCAAGUUUUGGUGAACACUCACAAAAUUGUUGGAACACUUGGCUAUAUGUCUCCUGAGUACGCCAUGGGCGGGAUAUUUUCUGAGAGGUCUGAUGUCUAUAGCUUUGGAGUGUUGCUACUGGAGAUCGUUAGUGGCAGAAAGAACACGGUCCUGUAUGAUCAGGGAUAUCUCAAUCUCCUUUCCUACGCAUGGCAAUUAUGGAGUGAAGGCAAAGCAUUGGACCUAAUGGAUGAAGCAAUUGAUGUUAGCUUUCCAUUGGAGGUAACAAGAUGCAUCCACGUUGGGCUUCUCUGUGUUCAGGACCAUGCCAUGGAUAGACCAAACAUGACGAAUGUGGUUCUGAUGAUAAGCGGUGAAUCAGAUCUUCCUCAGCCGAGACAACCUAUAUUCACUUUCCAAACUGAAAUGCCAAAUCGUGCUAUUCCAUGGCAGCAAGAAAGCAUCUGGUCUGUUAAUACUGUCACUAAUACAAUGGUCGAAGGAAGAUGAUAGCUAUCUUUCUUCAUUUUUAUUUUCCUUUGCUGGCAGAUGAUUUUGUUGUUAUAUUCCAAGGCAUUAGUGUUUAUUCGAUUCAAGAAUGGCUUUAGUCUGCUCAAUGCAAAAGGUUGAAUGACCUGCUCCACUUUUACAUGGAUUUUAGGCUGUAAAGCAGGGGCUUGGAAUAGCCAGAACUGUUGGUAUUAUGAAGGGAAACUACCAAGUAAUCACCAUGAGGUCUCAUCACAGUUGCGUUAUGA
Syzygium oleosum is the source of this 3408-nucleotide messenger RNA. Its product is annotated as G-type lectin S-receptor-like serine/threonine-protein kinase At1g61370. Bases 638 to 3160 code for a protein of 840 amino acids. The transcript has 7 exons. Gene Ontology annotation, biological process: protein phosphorylation; recognition of pollen. Gene Ontology annotation, molecular function: ATP binding; protein serine/threonine kinase activity. The record is from RefSeq and is a predicted model, not a curated record. Lineage: Eukaryota; Viridiplantae; Streptophyta; Magnoliopsida; Myrtales; Myrtaceae.